Galdieria sulphuraria is the source of this 2378-nucleotide messenger RNA. RefSeq lists its product as uncharacterized. The record is from RefSeq and is a predicted model, not a curated record. Gene Ontology annotation, biological process: mRNA splicing, via spliceosome. Gene Ontology annotation, molecular function: RNA binding; protein binding. NCBI's taxonomy places the organism in Eukaryota, Rhodophyta, Bangiophyceae, Galdieriales, Galdieriaceae. Gene Ontology annotation, cellular component: catalytic step 2 spliceosome. Bases 13 to 2238 code for a protein of 741 amino acids. The transcript is spliced from 3 exons.
GGUUGAUAAAGUAUGGAACAGGACGCGGCAAUAACGACAACCACUUCCGACAGCAAAGUAGACGAUAGUGCUAAAGAAAAUGGGCCGGUUUAUUUUGAAAAUAGUAAACUUGCUAUGGAAAGAGAAGAGAGUCAUUUAUCUAAUGACAAGAACGACUCCUCCACAGCAAACGGUUUAGAAAGUGAACCCAAAAAUGUAAAGGACAAGUUCGAAUGGGCUGAAGGGAAGACUGGUGGAGUAUAUAUUCCACCGUUUAAGUUGGAGCGAAUGAAAGAAGAAAGAUGGGCGGCAGCAGGUGGUAAGCUAUCUGGUGAUUAUGAAGGACAACGAAUUGCUUGGGAACUGUUGAAAAAGAAGAUAAACGGUUGUGUUAACAAGAUAAACACGACCAAUAUAAGUCAAGUUAUUCCCGAGUUUUUUAGGUUGAACUUGAUAAGAGGUCGAGGUCUUCUUUCUCGAGCAAUAUUGAAGGCGCAAUUGACGUCGCCAGAAUUUACCAACGUCUAUGCGGCACUUAUUGCCGUUUUAAAUACCAAGAUACCAGAGAUUGGAGAAAUGAUUCUCAGUAGAGUUAUUUUACAGUUUAGAAAGGCAUUCAAAAGAAACGACAAGAGACUUUGUAUCUCUACGACCAAGUUUAUCGCCCAUCUUGUGAAUCAACUUGUUUGCCAUGAACUAUUAGCACUGCAACUUUUGACCCUGUUGUUAGAACAACCUACCGAUGACUCCGUUGAAGUAGCUGUGGCUUUUGUAAAGGAAUGCGGUAAUAUAUUAUCCGAACUUUCACCCCAAGGACUUUAUGCAGUAUUCGAAAGAUUGAGAGGAAUCCUCCACGAAGGUGACAUAGACAAGAGGGUCCAAUAUAUGAUAGAAGCUCUUUUCGCUAUUCGUAGGGAUGGGUUUUCAAAGUAUCCUCCUUAUCCACCAGAGCUAGAUUUGAUUGAAGAAGAAGACCGAAUUACUCAUGAGAUUUGUUUAGAUGAUGAGUUGGAAUUGGAUACGAGUGAUGAUGUAUUUCAUUUUGAUCCAGAAUAUGAUGAAAAUGAGAUGCGUUAUGCCGAGAUACGGGAAGAGAUUUUAGGCAAAGAAGAGGAAGACAACGAAGAAGAAGAAGAAGAAGAAGAAGAUAAUGAUGAUGCAAUUGUGAAUACGGAAGAGAAUGAUACAAAAGCAGAUGAAGCAACCACUGUCAUUCAUCAAGGAACAGAUAUGGAGCUUAUUCAGUUUCGUCGAAGUGUCUAUCUGACCAUUAUGUCUUCACUCUCCUUUGAAGAAGGGGCACAUAAAUUAGUAAAGUUGAUGAACGAAGGAAACAAUCAACAAAGACAGUAUGAACUAUGUUCGAUGAUCAUAGAGUGUUGUAGUCAAGAAAGGACUUACCUUCGUUUCUAUGGACUUCUUGCUCGGCGUUUCUGUUCCUUAUCUCAGGUUUAUUCGGAUAAGUUUGAUGAACUAUUUGGUGAAUAUUAUGCAACAAUUCAUCGCUUGGAGACGAGUAAACUAAGAAAUGUUGCUAAAUUUUUUGCUGCUUUGUUUGAGACGGAUUCCAUUUCAUGGAGUGCUAUGGAAUAUAUUCGUCUGGUAGAAGAAGAGACUACUUCCUCAAGUAGAAUAUUUGUGAAGAUUCUAUUCCAAGAACUGGCAGAAAAUAUGACCGUGGAGCGUCUUCGAGAGAGAUUGAAAGACCCCUAUCUACAAACUCAUUUUCAAGGACUAUUUCCUUUGGACAAUCCUCGUAAUACACGCUUUGCAAUCAAUUAUUUCACAAGUAUUGGUUUAGGUAUUUUAACUGAGGAAAUGAGAGAGCACUUAAAGAAUUUGCCCAAGAAUGAGACUCAGAAUCAUGUAGCAUUGCAAGAUGUUGUUGCUACGGAGGAACAAGAUAAGAGUGAUUCGAUGAUAUCUAUGGAUGAAGAGUCCCAUCAUUCAAAUAUCUCUUCCUCCUCAAGUUCACCACGUCCAAGAAGAAGGAGUCGAAGGUUUUCAGAUUCCUCUUCUUCUGGUGAAGAGGAUGAGGAUGAUGAGAGAGACUCUGUUGCUUCAGAAGACAGUGAUGGUCGUCAUUCUCCGAAGCAUCGAUAUGAAAGAACGAAAAGUGAGCGAAAAAGUAGCCGUUCAAGACAUCAUUCUUCUAAAAGUGACAAACGCGAGAAGCCAAGGAAAAGGUCUCCACUUUCCGAUUCUUCCUAUCGUCAACAUCGUCGACAUUAUUCCAAGAAAAGUCGUCAUCAUCGUUAAUUUUCAUAUUGUAUUUGGUUUAUAUAGAAAGAUUUUAUUACAAUAUAAAACUUUACUCGCUUAAUUUGUAAGUCCAUAUUGUCAUCCUACUCAUUGUCCAAGCAUGGAACCAUGAUUGGGAUGGAUCACGGACUAUACAA